UCGAUCCCCUGGCACAGCGCCAUGCAGUGACAAGAUCUGUGAGUCAGCACUACACCCGGUGUGCGACGGCGCGAUCAAUACCGUCCCCCCGCCCCUCGCAAGCUAUUACCUGAAAACCCACCUCGAAAACCCCAUAGAACCAAAAAAAAACCGUGAAUUUCGCGUCGUGUUAGCAUCUCACAAAGUUCACGGUCAAUAUACUAUUUGUGAAUACUAGAUUUUUAGUAUUACGCGUAUCACUUGCAAAUGUCGAAUCGCUCUCUCCGCGAACGCGCGUGUGCUAACUUCGGUGCAUUUUCUUAGUGUAAAGUGCAGCGAUGGCCUCGAAGGUACUCGUGCCUGGAGUGCCUUUCGCUUCGCUCCAGGGAAAGGUGAAAAAGACACCCGUAGAGCCAAAUGGCAGCGGGCUUUACAUCAGUGGAGGUGACCCGGUCGCGAGGAUCGCCCACCUCGAGCACAGCGUUCGGUUCCUGCAGAAACAACACCGUCUGAUGCUCAGUGGCCUGCACGCCGAAAUUGAAUCAUUGCGAGAGAGAAACAGAGACUUACAAUUUCAAUUGAUAUUCAACAAAGAGCCUGCAAAAAAUUGCUCGACUAGCGAUGACAACGAAAACCUGGUGUCAUCUCUGCGACGAGAUGUAGAGCGGUUGGAAAAGGAGGCAACAGCAGCACGAAGCGAGGCUACUGCCUGCGCCCACGACUUACUGAGACUUCAACGCCUUGUCGACGAACAAGCCAACAAGCUGCGGUCUCUAGAGGAGGAAGCAACGGAAAAUGAGGAAGGUGAAAGCGCUGGAGCUCUACGCGCCCGACUUGGCGAAGCAGAGCGGCUGGUCCGGCGGCUUCGGGCGGACGCCGAGCGGCAGCGCAGAGAGGUACUCGGGGGCGCGGGCGUCACCAACCUACUAUUCGACGGCGCGCCCGCACACCACGCGCACUUGCAGUGCAUGAAAAGCUCGCUGAUGCGCGCAGGCGCCGUCGACGCAUUUGGCUUUCCCACCUUGCCAGCCCCAUACCUCCAUACAACAGAUUUUUGGAGAGAGCCUUUGAGAGAAGAGUACAGCAUGCGAGGUGGCGGACGACAACGACGACCCAACACACUUCCAGCACUCGCUGUUCUCCCACAGCAGCCCCGCCCACCCGCGUAUGCUCACAGCUAUUUCACAGAUUUGCGAGGGCGGGGAUAUACAGAAAGAGUUAAAAAGUCACAAACACUGAACGGAGAGUCCCAUACUGGAAAGAGCCCGGAUGAAACAGAUCACCCACGAAUAAAUCCAGUUAAUACAGAUAAUUUACAGAAAAUCAACCCUGAAGCCACUUAUCCCGAAUUAAAAAUUGUGGUCACUAAAAUAAUUCCACACGGAAAUGUUAACACAUCGUCGUCGGUAACGGGCGCGCGGCCGCGGCCUCGUCGCCCGCACCGCAAACACGCGUCCGACCACACGUAAUGCAACGGAGCCCUCUCACAAAUAUAGCUUUUGUUUAUCAUUGGUGAAAUUAUGAAACUUGAACGUUUGACAAAGUGCUGCCAAAUUUAAAAACGUGUUAGCUUUAUAAUUAUUUUGUCAGUACUUAAUUGAGAAUGCCUUUUCGCUAGUAUAGCACGAAUAUGGAAUUCAAGACUAAAAAUGUUAUCAUUAUUUCAUAGACUGUGAAUAUGUCAAAUCUUAUUAUCAUUCCAUUUUAGUGGCGAGACAGCUAAAUAUCGAAAUAUUCGUCCAUUCCAAGCUCUAUUGAAUUUUAAAACAUUAUCAAUAUCCGAACGUCAUCUUGAAAAUAUAUACCUAUUGCUUUUAAACCUUACUUUAUAUGAAACAAAUUUAUGUUAAGCCACAGUAAUAUGCUACUAUGGAUAUUUGUACGGGGAACAAAUAUUUCAUUGCUAAACAUAAAAUAUAAACGCUGGGACCGCUUUGGGAAAGCCCUUAAAUUCACAUUCACAAUAAGUUGCUCUGUGGUCUGAGUAAUACAAUUAAAUGUAAAAUAGUGUAUAAAUAGGCUGUGAUUUGUACCAACAUAUAUAAAAACUUGUACUUGUUAUUCCAAUACGUAGUGAGCGAUCAAUGUAGCGUAGUAAUUGCACAAAUAACACGGUUUCAACACACGUUUUUAUUAUAUUAGAGAUUGAAGUCAAUUGACACCAGUUUUAAUAAAAAGGUUUAUCAAUAAUUGAAUUUAUAAGUAGACUGAAGUAGAUAAUAAUACAAUUGGUGAGUUAUUAAAAGGAAAAAGUCACUGUCAGAAAAUAAAAGGUGUUAUUAGAUAAAGUCAAUAGCAAAAUAGGUGGUAGGUAUGUAAUUGCAAUUUGAUUAUUAUUUGUGCCUCACGGAAGCAAUACAAUUUUGAAUAUGUCGCACUCCAUCAUUCCUUGUAAUCGUCCUGUGCAUUUUGCUGUAGUUUUUGCGCAAGGCACCGCCUUAAAUAUAUAAUAAUGUUAUAAUAUUCCCUAAAGUAUUAAGACAAUUUCAUAUACAUAAAUAUUUCUAUUCAUUUUAAUUCUAUAGUAAUACCAAAAUAUAAUAAUUAGUAUUAAUCUAUGCUCCAAACAAUAAUUUGACGUAUUUAUAAACAUUAUGGAUGAUCAUUUGUUAAACAUCAUAGAAACAGUAUCAAUGACGUAUAAAAUUAGUCUUGUAUUUAGCUGCAUUUGUGAGAGUGUUGACGUAAUCUAAACACUAUUCUGUAGCCUUAUUUCUUAAUAUCGUAAAUAAUUAUUAAUUACUUAUAUAAUAAAUGAAUUAUAUUUACUGUC
This is a messenger RNA of Pieris rapae (cabbage white), 2752 nucleotides long. RefSeq lists its product as uncharacterized. Lineage: Eukaryota; Metazoa; Arthropoda; Insecta; Lepidoptera; Pieridae. The record is from RefSeq and is a predicted model, not a curated record. The coding region runs from base 318 to 1448 and encodes 376 amino acids. The transcript is spliced from 10 exons.